Molecule: messenger RNA, 2787 nt
Organism: Seminavis robusta
Lineage: Eukaryota; Bacillariophyta; Bacillariophyceae; Naviculales; Naviculaceae
Source: the annotation of a GenBank genome assembly
AUGGUGCAUGCGUUUGGACAAGUCAAUGCGUCGUCUCAUACUACUGCAGGAGCACAAGGUACUGCCAGUACGACGAGUCAUAAGGUGGAACAACGACCCCAAUGUUGGGUCCCCGUCAUUCUCUACUAUCACACCGACACCGCCUCGGAUUGGUUUGCCUAUUUUGUCGAGGAAAUGCUCGAGGCGCCCAAUCGACCCGCUGUCAUUCUCGAUGCGGGUGGCAAUGAGGUGGACGAUUACUCGACACCCGUACGGCUCAAUUCCACAGCCCACGAAAAACGGGAUGUAUGGCUCCACUCGUACAUCACCAACUCGGAAACGUACUGGCAGCAUCAAAUUACCAUCAACACGACCGCUCAACCACCCGUCGUGACCAAUGUCAGUGCUGUGUUUGUGGAGAGUAUUGCCGAUUUGCCCGAAGAAUACAAGAAGGAUACCUUGUACCAGAAUCAGAUUCGAUUGUUACGACAAUUUGCCAAUGAAGCCAUAGAACAUGAUGUGGUGGUAGGAACGGCAUUGGCAAUGCCCACACAACGGGUGGGACCCUACAUUCGAUGUCUCGGGGGAGAAUGCGAGGCGGGGAAUCUGUUUGCCAACGCCAUGCAAUGGGAGGCACAAACCGAUAUUGCUUUCUUGGCCAGUGGAGGACUCCGCGGGAACGGAUGGGAAGCAGGCCCCGUGCAUCUGUCGGAGAUUUGGGGGAUGCUUCCAUUUCCCAACACAAUCUGCACCGGGACCAUGAGUGGAGUGUCCUUGUUUAACAUUUUGGAAUACUCGAUACGAACGGCAACAUUUGAAAAGCAUCAAUCGGAUCAAGCAGCUCGGUUGCUGCAGGUGGCGGGAUUGAAGAUCACGUACAAUAACAAGCUACCGUAUGGAUCCUCGCGAUUGUUGGCCGUGGACGUCUGGAACCAAAAACAAGGCAAGUGGAAGUCGUUGUCUCCGACUCGUCUCUACACGUUUGCUUCCAGCAGCUACGAAUGCGGUGAAUAUCAGCCGUACCCAAUGUUAACUGGAACCGACGGAUCAUUUAGCAUCCAGGGUGAAAUGGGUGGGACGAUUGGAGAAAAGUUGGUCCAGGAUGCCGUGCGAGAUUAUCUGGAGAACCUCUCGCAGCCUUACAAUACCACCCUCGAAGGUCGCAUCACUGGUGUGGCUUCGGAAGAGGCAAUUUUGGACUUUUUGGAGUUAGAGGAAGAUUGUGGGGCGUCCGAGUUCUAUUCCAUGAACCAUCGACUCUGCAUGCCAUGUCCUGAUGCGAGACAUGUGGCCUUUUCGGACGAGUUGGUGCAAUUCAAGUAUCAGUUGGGACGGGCCAUCAGUCUGGAAGCUGUCGACAAUGAGCUUCGUGCUAUGUCGGAAAACGACAACACCACCAGUGUACCCAACGCAGACCAGGACGACAGUGGCUUGGUUGCCCGCAUACUACUCGUAAACAGAGAGCUAUCCAACUUUACGGUGAUACCCAAACUGAUUCCUUCGUGGUUACAAAUGGUUCCAGUAUCCGAAAACGGCGUCUCAAUCCAAGGUGUCAUUAUUGCAGAAGGUCAAAAUUACCUGCUCGAGUCCGGCGCAAGACUUGCCCUAAACCUCAUUGCCACGCCUUCCAAAGUAACGGGGAUGGUUGGCACCGUGGUGGGGACGGUGGCCGUUCGUGUGCUUGCCGAUGACGCCAUCAAUACGGAUCCGGGAAUGACCCGAUGCGAUGAAUUUGGUGAGGAUGUAACGUUUGACGCCGCCUUGACCAUUCUGCCACAAGAAGAAUUGAACCAUCUUGGGGACAUUCGCUUUAUGGGACUGGCUCUCAUGGCCAUUGUGAUGGCAACUUCUGUUGGUUUUGCUUUGUUUGUAUUCGUUUAUCGAGAGACGAGGAUUCUCAAGACGAUGCAACCUGUCUUCCUGAUGGCGAUUUGCCUGGGAAUAUUCAUUAUGAGCAGUACGAUUCUUCCGUUGAGCUUUGAUGAUGGCAUUAUUUCUCCCGAACAAUGCAGUCAGAUGUGUAUAUCGCAACCUUGGCUUUUUUCGAUUGGGUGCACCAUCCUGUUCUCGGUUCUGUUCUCAAAGCUUUGGCGAAUUAACCGACUUCUGCAUGCCCCGCGUUUUGAGCGUUUGAUGGUAACCGAGAAGGAUGUCAUGGGCCCUUUUUUGGUUCUGUUCACCGCCAAUGUGGCUCUGCUUCUAACAUGGACUUUGGUGGAUCCGUUGCAGUGGACAAGACGACCUGUCGAGGACGAACCGUGGAAGACUUACGGGUCAUGUUCGUCCAAUGGCAUUGGUUAUGUUUUCAUGGGGCUGAUUGGGCUUCUAUUGCUGACUGCCCUUCUCAUGGCUUGCUAUCAAGCAUACAAGGCAAGGGAUAUAAGUGAUGAAUUCAGCGAAGGAAAGAAUCUUGGGCUAGCAUUGUUUACGUGGAUCCAAGUUAUGUUGUUGGGGGGGCCGACCUUGUUUCUGGUGGAUCAAGAGAACUUUACGGCACGUUUUUUUAUCGAGGUUGGUCUCAUUGCUGCACUGGGAGCUAGUAUGCUUCUCUUCAUAUUUGUUCCACUAGUGAAGGGUGUCAUGGAGCUCAAGAAACAACCUCCUGGUGGGACAAACCACCAAAGUAAUCAUAUAUCUGGUGACCGUCAACAGAGCAUGGCUGUAUCGGGGUUCCCCACCAGCUUUGAAUCUACCAAUGGAGUUGGCGCUGUAUCUUCAAGAGCUGCAAUCAACCCAGUCCGAGUUCGUAACAUGUCGGCGAGCAUGCGAGAGGACAUUGAUACUACGGAAGAUCCAAUGCAUCCAUGA